This is a messenger RNA of Cuscuta europaea, 484 nucleotides long. NCBI's taxonomy places the organism in Eukaryota, Viridiplantae, Streptophyta, Magnoliopsida, Solanales, Convolvulaceae. The record is from the annotation of a GenBank genome assembly.
CCAUCACACAGUUUCCCACCUUCAUGCAUAGUUCAAACGGAAUACAUCAUUGUGCACAUAAAAACUUCCUGUUUGUGUUGGCAUCAAAUGAAACAUCUGGCUAAACUUAAGUGGGUGCUGUUCACCGCCAAGUUGAAGGUUGCCACUGAUAAAUACGAGAAAGCCGCCGUGAGCUCCAGAGGGCUGGAAGUCAACGGUGGUGAUAUGGUGCAAGCACUGCGCAAAAGGGAGGUUCAUCAGCUUUUAUUUGAUGUUCUCGAUGCCUUGAAUCUUCAUGCCCUCGAAUGUCAACAUGGACUGAUCCCGGUAGAGAUUGGCUAAACUGGGCUGAUUGGAAUCGAAGGUGUUGUAGUAGUGUGUGACGAAAGCCUGGCACAGAGCGUCUCGAUCCAUUUCCGCGAUUUCGAUCUCCUCCUGUUUGCAGAUCAGUCGAAGCCUUCGCUUUGUUUCUCCCACUUCACUUCUUAUGGAUCGGCGCUUGCGG